AAAGCUCAAAGAAAGACAGGCAUUCCCGCCCCCAUCCCAUUCAAGGGCAACAUUUCUCUCAGCUCUCCGCGUGUGUCGUGCAUUUUGUUUGGAGUUUUACGCAAUGCGGUCAUUCCAAGGUAAUCAACGGAAGCGACAGCAUGGGACAGCACCGCUUUAGAGACUCGUAAAGCAGACCAAGCUGCAGCCAUGCUUCCUGAAGAGCCCUGAAUGACGAAUCCCCAGAAUGGCGCUUCAUCAACCGAUGUUCCUUCUCAUGCUGUCCUUACUCCAGAACAUGAGACACGACUGCAGAGAAAAUGUCACCACCGAAAUUUCACCAGAAGAACAGCAACUCUUUCCAAGCGUCCCUGCAAUCAUCCUCGAAGAUAUACUGCGGUGUCCACGAAAUUCCAGUCAGAUGACCUGCUCUUGUAGCACGGACUGUCACAAGUUUGGUGACUGCUGCUGGGAAGUUGCAAGGUCCGCGUCUCAGCAGAAUUUUCAACAGGAUGUCGACAAACGGUGGUCGUGCGAAGACGUUCCAAUCGGAAACGAAAUAUCACUCCCGCUUUUCAUGGUGUCACAGUGCGACGCCACUAGUUCGGUCAACGACACCAUGCGGACGAAUUGCGAAGCUCAGGCGACGAACGAUUCCUUCUACAUGCUUCCGGUGAUGGGACAGUCCAACGUGACCUACAGGAAUGCGUUCUGCGCGAUGUGCAACAACGACAUAAGAAAUGCAUCUUUCUGGUACGCUUCAGAAGUCCGCAGCGCAAAUGACUCCAGCGUUGUUGUCUACAGUGCGCCGAGCUUUGUUGUUUCUAACGCGUCCCACUACGUCAGAACGUGCAGUCCUUUCAAGUGGAUAAGCUCGUGUCCACCGAGUACGUUACCCGCAAUUUCGGAGUUAUGCCGCAAGUUUCUAACUCCCGUGAGGACCGAAGGAGGCGUCCUCUACAAGAACGCGUACUGCGCUCUCUGCAACGGCGUAGAUCCGGUGUUUUUAUCGUGCCAUUUGGAUACGACGCCGCACAUCAUUAGUAGAACUCCUUCGCUGUCUUUGGAUAGCAAGCCGGAAACGUGGAACGUUGAGAGACGAAAUUCUUGCUUUGCCUGGUAUAAUGACACGUGCUACAUCGAGUCCGAUGAAGACGGAUCCGACGACGCAUCCGGUGCCGCUCCAGAAGAAGGCUGGCAUCUACAAGGAUACCUCAUCGUGAUAAGCCUCGUUCUGUCCAUGAUCUGUCUUCUUCUCAAGGCCGUUGUUUAUGGCGUCUACAAGAAGUCGAGAUCUUUCUCGUCCAAAUGCAUACUGUGUCUCUCCAUGACUCUGUUCCUCACGCAACUGCUCUUUCUUCUUGCCAUGUGUCUAGACGAUAUUACUGCGGCCGCCUGCAAAGCUUCCGCUGUCAUUUUGCACUACGGCUUCCUGUGCACCUUCUUCUGGACUACGGUACUGUCUUAUGACAUUUGGGAGAGUAUUGCCAUUGUUUCUACAAAGCGCAGCCAGAAGUUCUUUCGCUAUUGUCUGGUUGGCUGGGGAGCGGCUUUCAUUGUUAUUGGAAUCUCGUCUGUUCUGAACUGGGGUGGUUUCCCCUUUUCACCGCACUACGGCUUCAACAUGUACUGCUUCAUUGCCGGUCGCGCAGCCUACUUCACCUUUUUCAUCGGACCAAUGACCAUCUUAUUCUUGGUUGACGUGGCGUUCUACACCCAUAUCGUGAUCAUCAUAGUGAAAACUGCGAAGCAAGCCAAGAAGUUCGACUUCAAGGGCAACGAAAAAUACUCUCGGGCAUUUCUUUUCGCAAAACUGGCGUUGAUAAUGGGAAUUGAGUGGUUGAUUGCACUACUAAAGCAGUUCGCGUAUUCCGAUGCUAUCGAAACCAUCAGCAGCGUCGUGAUUGGCUUACAAGGUGUUUACUUGUUCUUUGGCUUCAAGGACUAUAAAUUCUUGGUCCAGUCAUGCCGAAGACGGUUCGGCAAGGGAACAAUACCGGGACAGAGGUCGACCACGUCGACGAGCACCCUGGCGGACGCACAUUCAAUGUCGAGUGUUAGGGCACAUGAAGGCGGCCACGUGAACACUGCCGUCGUUCCAGAUACAUAGCCUUGUCCAACCUUCUUUACAAAAAUGCUGCAAUUUUCUGUAGCAAGGUUGCCUAAAUUCUGUGAUAUGUAUGUAUAGAGAUGUGCAGUAAGUACGUAUGUAAGUAUUAUCGAAACAAAAAAGAAAAUGAAAACAGUCUUGGAGCAUGGUGGCUGCCACACUACAGAUGUGCAGAAUGGUCAGUAUUGUUAUGUUUUGCCUUCAUUUUUCAUUGUCAUCACGUGCUAACUGCUGUAUAUUCAUGCACGGUUUGUGUUUGUUACUGGGAACGUAUAUUGCAGUGACGUGGCAGUAUCACAUUUAAUAUACUGUGGUGUGAUGUCGUGUCAUGUACAGUUCAGCAGAGAGGGUUUUCAGUGUAUACAACACAAUGUCACGGAGGUGGUGAGAAUGUUUUUUUGUUUUUUUUUUCGAGCAGCACCCCGCAAUUGCGGGCAGACCGCCCAGAAAACGUAUAGAGAGAGAAAGAGCCCAUUCUGUCCAUGACCCCCCUGUCUCCCACUCCUUCCUGCUGUCCUCUCUCCAUCUGUCCACGUCUGUACGCCGCUCAUAGCCACAGAAAAAAAAAAAAAAGAACAUUCUGUCCAUGAAGUCGUUCCAGACCGAUUCAAAGUCACGCAAGAAAGAAUCUGCGUUUAUGCACCGCAUUUCACGCGUCUACUACGAAUAUUUUGUUGUAGCCAAGCGUAUCUCACUCUAAGUAUAGCAGACGACACAAUAGUGAUGCGCUUCUUGGGGCUGUCGUCUGCUUCCUCCGUCUGCCUUGUGGCCGUGGAUGGAGUGAGGCUCCAUCACAUGAAAAAGUGUCAUAACUUGCGGCAUCCUUGUGUCAAGUAUGGAUAGUACUUUUCUUCAUUUCAUGCAGAGGCGUAUCUAGGGUAUGGCAAGUGGGGAUUACCUGUCCUGGGCGCCACUUGAGCAGGGGACAUAAAUGAUGGGAAUUACAAGUGUGAGGACGAUGAAAAGAUGAGAGGAGGGAGGUUGUACUUCAUGAGACUGAAGCUGAAGACAAGGGACCUAGUGAACUGGACUCCAGCUCUCAUACUAGCAGUGAUUGAACAAGUUUGCAUUGGACUUGUGAAGCCUGACAAGCGUACUUAGAAGUGCAACAAUUCAAAUGCAGUUUCAAUCCGCAACUAUUAUUCAGCACGUUAAAACUAUAUCUUUGGCAUUUGAGGGCCUCCUUGGGUCAAGUGAGACUCGAUUUUCCUGAGCGUAGAAAAAUAUUUUUGAUCACCUCUGAGAUCAAUUGACUGCAGUGAAAGCAAGGAAGGUUAAGUUGUAGAAUUUUCUCAUAGUGCCUUUAUUCAUUUUUAAUGAUGUUUUAUAUUGCUGUUCUGAUAAUAAAUUCGUGGCUUUACUUCGCGAGACAACUAUGAUCACAUUGAUGUUGAGUUGUUUACAUCGUUCAUUAUAUUGUUUACAAGCUUUACUCGUACUUGCUUAUUUGAUGAUACGAUAACGUUUUCUAAUUAAUAGGUGUGACACGCUUUGGCACUGCAGCAAUUGCACUGCACGAACGAACGGCUGAGUAGGUCUAGGCAAAUAGAGUGCUUG
Molecule: messenger RNA, 3646 nt
Organism: Ornithodoros turicata
Lineage: Eukaryota; Metazoa; Arthropoda; Arachnida; Ixodida; Argasidae
Exons: 2
Coding region: 227-2089 (620 amino acids)
Biological process (GO): cell surface receptor signaling pathway; G protein-coupled receptor signaling pathway
Cellular component (GO): membrane
Molecular function (GO): G protein-coupled receptor activity
Source: RefSeq, a predicted model, not a curated record